UAGAGUUUAUAAAAGCAAAAGUGGGCGAAUUUUAGCUAAAAAAGAUAGAUUCAAAAUGCAAGGACUACUAAAGCUCUUUCUUCUAGCUGGUCUCUUUACUAUUUCUCUAGCUCAGUGCUCAGGAAACUUUACUAAUGAGACACAGCAAGUUACCAUUGAUUGGACUGUGAUUGAUAGCAACACUGUCAACUUUAUAUACACUGCUCCUUCUACUGACACUCAAUACACUGCUUUGGCUUUCUCUAGCCAACUCAUAACCUCUGUAGGAGAAUUGGCUAAUGUUGAUGCUGUAUACGCUGGAGAUAAUGGAGCAGAUUUUUUUGUACAAGACAGGUGGGUUCCAAAUGCAUUGAGUAAUCAGCUGGACACAGAACAAAAUCUUCAAAAUACAAAUGCUUCACUAAGUGGUGACUUCCUCACAGUUAAUUUCACUCGUCCAAUAAUCAGUCCUGAUAAGAAUCAAGACCUUGAUCUUAACAUGUGCCAAUAUGUUAUCUAUGUAUUCAAUGGAGCAGUAAUUGGCUCAUUUUCAUCACCUACUGGAUUCAAUAUUCCUUCUGGAUUUGGUUUACUUCCUAUGCAGUUGUGCCUUCAGAAUUGUCAAGAUGUUUCUUCUCUCUCUACUACUAUUCCUUCCUCAACUGGUACAAUGUCAACAACUACAAUUAGUACAUCUGUUCAAAGUUCCUCCUCAAUUAGCAGUGGAUCCAUUAGUGUGAGUGCUACUACUGCUACUGCUACCCCUACUCCAACUGCUACUGCUACUAGUACUCCCAGUGGAGCUAGUGCAGGAAUGCUUGCUUCAGUUUUGCUUAUUAUGAUUGCUGUUGCCAUUGUCCUUUAUGUUUAAUACAAUGUAGACUGAACAUUUGAAUUGUUUUCAAUCCUUGAACUUGUUUUGAGAA
Messenger RNA from Amphimedon queenslandica, 905 nucleotides. RefSeq lists its product as uncharacterized. The coding region runs from base 56 to 850 and encodes 264 amino acids. The transcript has 4 exons. The record is from RefSeq and is a predicted model, not a curated record. NCBI's taxonomy places the organism in Eukaryota, Metazoa, Porifera, Demospongiae, Haplosclerida, Niphatidae.